AUGGAAUUUAUUAAGCACGUAAUUGGACAAGAAACUGUAUAUAUUUCGAAGUUAGAACCCGUAAAUAGUAAUUACGUGCUUAUCGGUUUCAAGGAUUCACUGCCCGUUUUAAGCAGUAGCAUAAUGGAAUCUAAACCAAUGCUUAAUGCAAAAACCGUAAAAAUUGAAGUUGGUAAUAAAGGAGAGAAAUAUAUAAUGUUAAAUGGAAAGAGAAUUAAAAUUCUGGCGAAAUCUGAAUUACCAAAAAACAGUCAAAUAAUCAAAAUAGCUACAGCUGUAAAAAAGAACAAGUUUCAGAUUAUUCCAAGUCAGUUAAAAAAUGAAUAUGAGAAGUUUAAUCUACCAAAUCUUUUACCUCGUCGUGUUCCAGAUAAGAAUAUUAUUAUGCCACAGUUAUCAUCAACAAAUCCAAUUGAAAACAUGGUUUUGAAAAUCCCCGUCAGUAAUUCAGAACCUAUCAAACCAAACACAACUGAUAAGCACAGUAUUGCUCCAGAUAAUAUAAAUUUAAAAAUGGUUCACACAGAGAAUACAAGUGGAAAUGGUAAAGCAAAGAAGAGAUUGGUGUUAAGUAAAAGUGUAAUUGAGAAUAGUGCACAAAGUAGUCAGUGUGGUGCUUUAGAUUUAACAAAAAGUCCAACUAUGAAGGCAGAUAAGGGUGUACAAACUGAAAUAAAAACAACAUGCAGUAUAGAUAUACAGACAGAGCCUCAGGAUGAUUUUGAGGCACUUUUAAAAAUGGAUUUAUCAUCUAUAUUAGAAGAUUCAAAUUUUAUGUCUCCUAUAGCUCAAAAAAGUAUUGAUGAAAAUUUGGAUGCUAGUAUUAUAGAUGAAGCAUUUAGUAAUUGCCCUAAAGUAUAUACACCUCUUACUACUUUUAAAAAUAAUAAUAAUAAUAGAACAGAAGAGACUUUUUUUAAAGAAUUACGUGCUGCACUGCAGGCUGAUGAUAAAGGAAAUAUGCCGAUACACGUUGGAGUUUUGACAGACAAUUUUAAAUUAGUGAAACGCAGCUGUUUUAUUUUAAAAAUUUUGAAUCAAAAUGUCGACAUACUUAACGAUGACGAUAUGACUGCCCUUCAAUUAGCAGUCCUAAAUAGUAGUUCGAUAAACAUUAUACAUCAUUUGUUACAAAAUGAUGCCCAAAUCGGUGUGUGCGAUUCAGAAGGUAAUACAGUCUUACAUUAUGCAGUACAACAGAGCAGAUCUGAACCACUCAAGUUACUCUUAAAUUAUACCCUUCAACAGAGGAUGAAUAUAGACCAACAUAAUAAUGAAGGACUCACGCCGUUAAUGAUAUCUUGCCUAAAUAGAGAUUAUGAUUCCGUAGAACUGUUGCUAGACUCUGAUGCUGAUCCAAAUGUUAAAGAUCAAAUUUCUGGCCGGACGGCCCUGUUUCACGCAGCUGAAUUAUAUGACGUUGCUAUGGUGGAACUUUUACUCCAAUUCAACGCGUGCACUAAAAUCAAAAACUUUUUCGGUACGAGUCCACACGAUGCCAUGUACGAGAUAGAUGAUAUGCCGGACGCGAUCAAAUUCAUCAUUCUAGGUAGAACGAACAAACGAAAAGCCGUUCUGGACGAGUACAAUAUACCAUCGAAGUUCUCGAGAAAAAGCGAGAAAGCCAAAAAUAGGAAAGUGUUAAAAACAUACGCGAGGCUGGAAAAAAUCCAAUGUCCGUAG
Molecule: messenger RNA, 1683 nt
Organism: Psylliodes chrysocephalus
Lineage: Eukaryota; Metazoa; Arthropoda; Insecta; Coleoptera; Chrysomelidae
Source: the annotation of a GenBank genome assembly